UUCAAAAGUCCAUCAUGUCUUCACUGGAAGAGUUGAAAAAGAAGAUGGCUAUGAUGUUUUCUGAGUCAUCCGAUAAUGUUACGAUCCCAGAGGUGAAAGAUAAGACAUGGAAGGCUCGUAUUGGAUGUGCAGGAAAUCGACCAGAGGACUGGUUGGAAUAUAUCUCCCAACUGAAAUUGGACCCUAACACUAAACCAGGCACAGUAUUCUCGGCAUAUUGUGAAGCAAUAGAGGCAAUUGAUGACCGGAAACAUAUGGAAAACAUACACAUGGUUCGGCUGUUUCUCCAGUACAUGGAGUGGAAGGUAAAAAAGUGUCCAGAUGAAGUGGAAGCAAUGUUAAAAUAUGCCAGAUCUACGUUCAGAAAUUUUGUCAUUGUUCACAUUGAAGGAGCAGAAUUUGAACUGCGGCAAGGUGAAAUGAAGAAAGCAGAACGGAUUUUGGAAAAGUCUAAACAAAUCAAACCUCGGCCAUACAACAUGCUUUUGGUUGCCAUGAGAAACAUGGCUGAAGGACAAGUGCAACUUCUAACUCAAGACCAGAAGGAGGAGUGUUUGAGUGUACAAUUGUUGGAGCAAGAUGGAGGUACAUGCAGCGAAGAUUCAUCGGAUGAAAUUCAGUUUGGAGUUAUUAAACAACCCUCAGUCAGGUUUGGGGACAAGGACGAUGUAAGUGACACGAUGCCACUGAGUGUGUUUUCCAGUCGGACCGUGGCCGGGGAGAGUAAGAUACAGCACUACCACAGCACGCCAGACUGCAGCAAGAUGACCAGUGGCCAGUCAGUGCUGUCCAGCAGCUCAAAGUGGAAACGACCAAUUGACAAGCAUAUUUUCGGCCCUCCAAUGCGUGUGAAGAGAAAUGCUUUUCCAUCAUCAGAGACUGAGGAAGAAAGAAUCUUGGAUUACUACGAACCACUUGAUACCAGUAACUCGAAGGCUAAUGAGUGCAUGUUGAGAGGAAGCAGUACAAGCAGUCAAGAUUCGUCGGGUGAAGUUCAGUUUGUCAGCCGAGUCAGUAAACUAGCUUCAGCCAGAUUUUAUAUUGACGAAGAAAGGAAGGAGGAUGUGAGCGGUACGAUGCCGCUGAGUGUGUUUUCCAGUCGGACCGUGGCCGGGGAGAGUAAGUUACAGCACUACCACAGCACGCCAGACUGCAGCAAGAUGACCAGUGGGCAGUCAGUGCUGUCCAGCAGCUCAAAGUGGAAACGACCAAGCAGCAAGCAUGUUUUUGGUAUGCCCUUGCGUGUGAAGCGGAGUACUCUGCCGUCAGCCAUUGAGACAGAUGAAAGGUUCAUGGACAACUUCCAACCUCUUGAUACGAGUGCUAGAGAACAUGAUGUGUUUGACACACACAUGCAUUCAUCUGGGUAUCUCUCAAUGAAUCAACCUGAUACUUCAAUCGCCAUGGAAACAAACUCAUGUAACCCAACGCCCUUUUCGCACCGACAGAUCAGUCAUGUUGAUAGUGUUGUGGAGACUGGUAACAAAAACAUUGAGGACCAGUCGAACCAGUCACUGAACUGUGGUGUGAAACCUCAGACCUGUCACCAGAAGGUGAAGAACAGUUCUUCCCAGAAGGUGAAGGACAACCCUCAUCGGAUAUGUUUAACAGAUCAAGUACAGGCUACCACAGCAGUUUCAAGCACAACAAGUGUGGAAGAAAAAAUAAGCAUUCCAACUGUGAAAAACGUAUCUGCCCCAUCCUGUACCUCGGUGACCCCGAGUUUGGCGAACAUGGAAAUGAUUACGGUGAACGACCAACAUUACACCAAACUGAACCUCAUUGGCAAGGGAGGCUCCGCAGAGGUAUUCCAUGUGUUUGACUCAAACCGAAAUUCUCGGGCUGUGAAAUGUGUAGACUUGUCAAAUGCUAACAAUAUGAUGAAGGAAGGCUACAUGAAUGAGAUACGUCUAUUACAACGACUACAGUAUUGCGAGAGUGUUAUCAAGAUGUAUGACUAUGAAUAUAAAGAAAGUGAGAACAAACUGUAUGUUGUGAUGGAACGUGCAGAGAUAGACUUGGCAACCUUCUUCCAGCGAAAGAUGAAAAAUAAGAAAUGUCUUGACGACAAACUGGUCAAGUUUUACUGGAAGGAGAUGCUGGUGGCAGUGGAAGCCUUACACAAAGAAGGAAUCAUCCACUCGGACCUGAAGCCGGCGAACUUCAUCCUGGUGGCUGGAAACCUCAAACUGAUUGACUUCGGCAUCGCCAAUGCUAUUCAGCAGGACAUGACAAGUGUGCUGCUGACAACACCCAUGGGAACGCCCAACUACAUGAGUCCUGAGACACUGUUAGACAGCGGGGUUGACUGUAACCCUAAACACAAGAUCAACACUAAGAGUGACAUGUGGUCUCUCGGCUGUAUUCUCUACAACAUGGUGUAUGGAAAGACUCCCUUCCAAGACAUCCGCAACUGUUGGAGUAAACUAAGCGCCAUCAAGGACCCCAAGCAUGUUAUUCAGCUCCCACCCAUCCAGGAUGAGAACCUCCUUGAUGUCUUACAGAGAUGUUUAAACCGUGACCCAACAAAACGCCCGAGUGCCACAGAACUUCUGUCACAUGCAUACUUAAAGGAAGACAACACCAGGCAGCCUGAUGACAAACAAGGCACCCCAGUUGCAGCAUCAGAUGUAAAACGGUUGUUGGUGCAGUUUUCUGAGUCGUCUCCAAGAACCAUUCAAGCAUUAACAAAGGACCUGCUAGAAAAGCUCAACAGUGGACAGAAGAUUGACCUCAACAAGAUACAAGUAAAAUCUGAACACAGUACAACUAAACCCAACUUAUGAUGCUGAUUCCCAUAAUCUUCUGGAACUGGAUGAUUGACAUAUAACUGUGAUAAUCUUCUGUAGCUGGAUGAUUGACAAACAACUCCGACAACCACCUUGUGUAGAGUUUGAACUUGGUUCAAGCCAUCUCACACAAAAUAUGAAAUACUUCAAAUAUAUCUCACUCAAAACUGGAUAUGAAUCCAAUUCAUUUCACUUACAAUUUGAACCUGUUUGAAUUCGUCUUACUCAAGUGUGCACCAUUCUUAAUCAGACCACAACCCAGCAGUUUGUAAAUCUGUUUGGUAAUUGGAAGGCGUGUGUGGUGUUAGUGUCAGGACGUUCCCACUUGCAAAAUGGUGUCUGUGAAAAUAAUCAGUUGGUAGAGCUGGUUUCUGUUGGACUAUCAGAACACAAAAAAAACACAGACUACAUCUGGUACAGACAGCCUUGACACAGUGUUUAACUAUAUCCUCAUUCAACAGCACAUAUUUUAUUCUUUGCUGCUUUCAAAUACAUUUAGAUAAGGAGAGAUGCUUUGUGCAACUGCUUGCCCCUCACAAAGUGUGAUUGUGAAAUGUUUUUGUUGCUGUGAUCCUCCUCAUGCAGGAUGUUUACUACACACCAUCCUGGUGAUAUUCUACUUAAGGAAUCUGUUUGUUUACAAGAUUCAGUUGGAGAUGAGUACACACUGUGACCAUGCAUCUGGUGUUCUAUCUAUGCAUAAAUAAAUAGCUUGUCUGUGUCGGAAAGUGCAGCCCUCUACAUUGCCACUGAUUUGGUCAUUUGGCGACUAAAACAUUUCUUACUAUCUAUAUAAAAAUACAAAUAAGCCAUCUGGCUCCUAGAUGGAAACAUUAACGUAGAGCGCUCAGUGCCAUGGCUUUAGCAGGCAUGUGUAUGGAAAUUUAAGGAAGGGUGAGGGUUCUAGACUAGAGAGCGAAGUUUAUGGGGGGGUGUUGAUUUAUGCUCCACUGGAAAAUUACUUCGAGUGUGUGUGACCCCAAAACACCACCCACCUACACACACACCACACGUGCCUGUAUAGGUAAAAAAUUAUGUAUUAAUGAUUUGAACAUGCAAGGUAAAUGCCAUGGUAUGUCUGUAAAAUUUAAUGGAUUUUUCUCUGCUGAAAACUAAAAUGUGUACAGAUAUUUUUUUAAUGAAUAGUUAUAUUUCAAUUUUGUUCUCCUCCCUCAGGCCUUCAACUUUUAUUGUUUUUAUUACCAAACUGUUUUUUCCAUCACUGCAAUCAUGCAUGCACAGUAUAACAAAUGAUUAUGAUACAUUUUACUUUACUAUGAAACAGACAGUACCUCACAACACAAUGGUCAUGGUAUGUGGUGUUCUGUCAAUUGGGCAUCAGCUACUGGAUGUCAAACAGCAUAACAUAUUGUAAAACUAGCCCACACUGUAGCCUCAGGUUUCCACACUUCCUCAACUGUGUACCAACAAUGACUGCUGAUUAAACUACUGGGGAGACAUUACUGGUUUCUUCUCCUAGUCUGUGCAGUAUGCCGACACUAGUUAAACUACUGGGGAGACAUUACUGGGUACUUCUAGACAGUGUACAGUUUCUGAGUUGUUUUAGAUGGUACAGUAUGCCAACACUAGUUACUGGGGAGACAUUACUGGUUUCUUCUCCUAGCCUGGGUGCAGUAUGCCAACACUAGUUAUAGUGCAGCGGAUUGGUGAAAAUUAUAGAAGAAUUGUGCCUUUGAUGAUAAAAGCAUGAAACUUGGCAUGAAGUAAGAACAUACCAAAAUAGUUAUUUCUAGAUAUAGGGACAUUGCAGAUUUUUCCUGUAGUUGCCAUGGUGGCCAUUUUGAAAAAUGGCCACCAUGGUCACAACAUAACUUGAUGCAGGGGUUUGAAUUUAGCUUACUUUUUGUUCUUUACACAAUUAAUUACGUUAGAUUUAUAGAUAUUGUUUUUCACAUCAUGUAGGGGUGCUGAUAAGGCAUAUUCCAAAGACAAAUCUAGAGUAUGAGCCAAACGGAGUUAUAUUAAUUAAGAAACUAUGGUGUCUAUAUGUUCUUUGCCAAUAAAUAGCUUAUAUAAUUA
Molecule: messenger RNA, 4829 nt
Organism: Gigantopelta aegis
Lineage: Eukaryota; Metazoa; Mollusca; Gastropoda; Neomphalida; Peltospiridae
Product: dual specificity protein kinase TTK-like
Exons: 23
Coding region: 15-2786 (923 amino acids)
Biological process (GO): peptidyl-serine phosphorylation; meiotic spindle assembly checkpoint signaling; protein localization to kinetochore
Cellular component (GO): nucleus; spindle; kinetochore
Molecular function (GO): ATP binding; protein serine/threonine kinase activity; protein serine/threonine/tyrosine kinase activity
Source: RefSeq, a predicted model, not a curated record